GGCAUGUCAAGAACAUUUUCAUCGACCUUCCAAGUCAACACAAAAAUUUUCCGCGUCUCCCUAUUCUUCACAAUCGUCAUAGCUACACACCUCUGAUAUGGGAUCUGCUAAAGUCCCAAUAAUUCUCGGAAUCUUUGUUAUCGAAAAACCAACUACAGUUACAAGAUCACAAAUUUUCAGUGUUUUCCGAUAAAUUCAGUCAUAAAGUUUCAAUCUUGAUUUUAUUUUCGUAACCUGUUAAGGGAAAGAUGGGUGGGUGUUUCAGCAAGAAUAAGUACAAAACCCGAGAUGCCAGUGGCUACAGAUCAGGAAGCACAGGCCCCACAGGGUGUCAAAGCCACCAAAAUUAUCAAAAACCAUCAUCUCAGUACACGCCCCAGCCUCCUCAGCCCGAAAGGCACCACCAGCCGCCACCAAUUCCGCGGCCGCAGCCACAACCGCAGCCGCGGCCGCAGCCUCAGGCACCAAUUCCAGCUCCUGUGAAACCUGCCCCCCAACACCAGAGCGCUGUUCAAAUAUUAGAACACAAUAACAUUCUAGGUAAGCCCUUUGAGGAUAUAAGGUCAAAAUACAAACUUGGCAGAGAAUUGGGCAAGGGUCAGUUUGGGGUAACUUACCUUUGUACUGAGAGUGCAACUGGGCACACAUAUGCCUGUAAGUCAAUACUGAAGAGGAAGCUUGUGAAUAAGAAUGAUAAGGAGGAUAUGAAGAGGGAAGUUCAUAUUAUGCAGCAUUUGAGUGGGCAGCCGAACAUCGUGGAAUUUAAGGGUGCUUAUGAGGACAAGCAAUCUGUGCACGUUUUGAUGGAGCUUUGUGCCGGUGGGGAGCUCUUUGACAGGAUUAUUGCUCAUGGACAUUAUUCUGAGAGAGCUGCCGCUGGCCUCUGUAGACAGAUUGUGAAUGUUGUUCAGCAUUGCCAUUUUAUGGGGGUGGUGCAUAGGGAUCUCAAGCCGGAGAAUUUCUUGCUUGCAAGUAAGGACGAGAAAGCAAUGUUGAAGGCAAUUGAUUUUGGGCUCAGUGUCUUUAUUGAAGAAGUUAUUAAAAUCACAGGAAAGGUGUAUCAUGAUGUUGUUGGUAGUGCAUACUAUGUAGCUCCUGAAGUUCUUCGUCGAAGUUAUGGGAAGGAAAUAGAUAUAUGGAGUGCAGGUGUGAUUUUGUACAUUCUUCUAAGUGGUGUGCCUCCAUUUUGGGCUGAAACUGAAAAGGGGAUAUUUGAUGCUAUACUGAAAGAAGAAAUUGACUUUGAAAGCCAGCCAUGGCCCUCAAUAUCAAACAAUGCGAAAGACCUUGUUCGUAGAAUGCUGAUGAAGGAUCCAAAGAAGAGAAUUACUUCUGUACAAGUACUGGAGCACCCUUGGAUUAAAGGACAAGCACCUGAUAAGCCAAUUGAUAGUGCUGUGCUCUCUAGAAUGAAGCAGUUCAGAGCAAUGAAUAAGCUCAAGAAACUUGCACUAAAGGUCAUUGCACAAAGUUUAUCUGAAGAAGAAAUUAAAGGUCUCAAAGCAAUGUUCACAAAUAUGGACACAGACAAGAGUGGCGCAAUCACAUAUGAAGAAUUGAAAUCUGGAUUGGCUCGCCUUGGGUCAAAACUGUCAGAAGUAGAAGUAAAACAACUCAUGGAAGCUGCUGAUGUGGAUGGAAAUGGGACAAUUGAUUAUAUUGAAUUUAUAACUGCUACGAUGCAUAGACAUAAGCUUGAACGAGACGAGCAUCUCUUUAAAGCUUUUCAGUAUUUUGACAAGGAUAACAGUGGCUAUAUUACGAGAGAUGAACUGGAAACUGCUAUGAAGGAGUACGGUAUGGGUGAUGAGACCACAAUCAAGGAAAUAAUUUCAGAAGUUGAUACAGAUAAUGAUGGACGGAUCAACUACGAGGAGUUCUGUCAAAUGAUGAGAAGCGGAACAACACAACAGGCGAAGCUCUUCUAGUGUCAAGGCAAAUAAUGUUUUGAGCAGUUCGUUUUUUGGACUCAUGAGAAAGUUCUGUAAGGAUGACGAGAUGCUGGGGACGAGGUGCAAGAUGACGUAUUAUCUUGAUUUCUUGUCAGAGUAUCAACUGCUUUCGUGACAUUGAAGGGAGUAUGGUUAAGAAUUUGUGAGGCCUUUUUGUUCAGAUAGCUGUAGAUGGUGUUGUGCAUACUCUAUUCCAUUACUAAUUUGUGUUUAUCCGUAAUGUAUUGGAUGCCCAAUAAAUUUUAUGCUUACAACAGUGUUUAUUCUUGUAAGUGGAUUCCUGUGUGAUAAACGAUUGGGAUUAAAUAUGCCCACCGUUCUCCCUGGAUUUGUUGACAGCAGAUACCAAUCUCAUCUAACGGAUUACUUGGUUUAGUAGA
This is a messenger RNA of Olea europaea var. sylvestris, 2332 nucleotides long. Its product is annotated as calcium-dependent protein kinase-like. NCBI's taxonomy places the organism in Eukaryota, Viridiplantae, Streptophyta, Magnoliopsida, Lamiales, Oleaceae. The record is from RefSeq and is a predicted model, not a curated record. The transcript is spliced from 8 exons. The coding region runs from base 249 to 1928 and encodes 559 amino acids. Gene Ontology annotation, biological process: protein autophosphorylation; peptidyl-serine phosphorylation; intracellular signal transduction. Gene Ontology annotation, cellular component: nucleus; cytoplasm. Gene Ontology annotation, molecular function: ATP binding; calcium-dependent protein serine/threonine kinase activity; calcium ion binding.